Pseudo-nitzschia multistriata is the source of this 3162-nucleotide messenger RNA. NCBI's taxonomy places the organism in Eukaryota, Bacillariophyta, Bacillariophyceae, Bacillariales, Bacillariaceae. The record is from the annotation of a GenBank genome assembly.
CAUGUAUGGAACACGCAAUGAUGAGAGUUUUCUGGCGAAGGCUUCCCGCCACGUUCCUGCAGAUAGAACUCCAGAUGCUGCCAUAGCUGCGAAUCGUCGCAACAGCUACCGCUUUCKCGGGUUCCUUGCCACACCCGCAUUGGUGUUUCCGUUGUUGGURCAGCURCAGCURCCGCUUGGAGCAUCAUGCUACUUGUUUGGYCAAGGGAGUGGCACCGGGCAUCUCCCGAGAACAGCUCCAGCGGCAAUGUCGCUGUUGCAAACGGAUCAUUGUCGUUGUGCUUUCGUGACCAGUGGUGUGCGUCGCCUUCGUUCCGGUUGGGAUCUUUCGAUUCAUAGCAAACGAUCAAGCAAUUUGGGAACGGAUUCUUGCCGCAGCGACGAGGAAGAUUCGUCGUCAUCAUCAUCGUCGUCGUCGUUAUCUUCGAGGGUUGGUAUCUCGGAAGAGGCAAACGAAAACUCUGCUUCGAAUUCUACUGCCGAUGCUGCUGCGAGUACUGCUAGCUCCAACGAUGCAACGUCUCAGAUGGAAAGUGAGAGUGGAGAUGGGGUCGUGUCUAUGCCGAAUAGCAAAAAUAGCAAAACAGGUGUAGAAAGCUUCUCGUCCUUUUCCUCUACAGAAACCCCCAUUCUGGCUGAACUUUUGCAGUUGGACGGCAACGAUUCCGAAACUGCGAAAAACAACAUCGGAGCCUUGUCGUUGCAAUCCGACUCCCUUCCGGUAGCACCAGCCACAGCACCAACCACGAUGCCCGAAUGGUGGCGGUCCGAACGAUACUCCGAGAUGGUGGUGGUCGGACUCGCCGUGGGUUCCCUGUCGGGCAUUCUGGGGGAUCUCCUGGCCAACUACGAAUGGGUGCAAACCCUGAGGUAUUUCUGGCCGCUUUCUCUCGGCCUAUACUACGGUCUGCUGUGGAACCAGCCAUUCGCGGCCCCGGAAGCCACCGAGGCCUUUUACGAGGAAUACGGAUCCGAUGCAGCGACCAGCGCGUCUUUUCGAAACGAUGACAACGACACCGCCGCGGUUCUCCUCCAGAUCGGCUACGUCUUUGGUGGCCUCGGCUUGUUUGUGGGGGGGCUGGCGGACGCCUURCUACCGGUGUGGAUGACGGGGCCAAAUCUCCUGACACACGCCGGACUGGCUCCCGAUUGYGCGGUUCUGCUGCUGGCGCUGAGCCUGGGGGAGAAAUAUUUCUGGGGCAACGACGACAACAACGAGCCGGUUGGGGGUUCAAUAGCUUUCGCCAGCAAAGAAACAAGCAACASUAUGCUACCCUUGCUGCUCAGGAUCGCUCUGUGGGCCGAGCUCUACAAAUUGGGAGAAUCUUCCCUGGACGAGGUACUUUCACUCCUCCAAACCACCUUUUUGUCUGCCACGUAAGAAAGCACGAAUCAAUCCACACUCCCCCGUACCGUCGAGCGACGGUACCAAAACCGUGRCCAUCGGACCGUCCGCGAGAAAGUAUGAUCCAGCGCAACUAUUCCGRCUCCCUGCGAACGCGAGCUCGGGUCAGUACACACCAUGCUGUCCACGGUUCUCGRUACAUAAUAAAUUUGUGUGCCGAACAUGAGUAGCAAUAGCAGUUUCAGAGCCACCAUGAGUCAACCAAGCAUUUUCGUCCACUUUAUCUACAUCGUCAUCGUGCGGUAUGUAUCAGCUGAGCAGGAAAGGGGUGUCACAUAGCAGAAAAGAAAGUACGCAAUGGACGUUUUGCUCGUAAAGCGAAUGGCACAAAAAUACCAUAAAGUCGUCUUAAACAAGAAUAAGUGCGUAUGAAACUUGAGUUUUCACUAAUUUAGUCCGAGUCGGACUGUGUUCUGGUAGACAGCUAAAUUUCUGUCGUGACCUAUUUUUUUAUAAAAGACGCUUUUUCAUUGUUUUUCUCAGGCAGCGGCCGCCAAUAUUUUUUCKUUCGGAAAUACACCCGUUUUGAAGGCAACAGAAAGGUAUCCACAGAGGAUACCAUCGUCGCCGACCACGUCCCGGACAGAUUGCCCACUAUCGAUGAUUACCAUAAGGAGACUCAAAAGGCGGUUGCGAUAGGCACUCGCCCGGUCGAAAUUGCCCAAACAUUCGUGGAUGUGGGCGCAAUUGUUGAUCAUAGCCAAGGCGUAUCGAUUGGCGUUCUGGGCCUCGAAACUUGUGCUGUUGCUAAUACAUCCAGAAGCAUUUCCGUGGGAACGCAAUACGCUUCUGGGUUGCUGCUGUUCCUGCUGCUCAGAAAAAUUCGUCUCCUCUAGUUCURCCGGAGACGAGGGUAAAAACAAGGGCAAAAACGCUGAUUCCGGAGAUUGCGAUGCAACAAUAGCGAUGCGUUUGGAAUAGAUCCAGAAUCCGASCUCAUACAAGCGAAGGGCACCACCAAGGUGUUGUUCCGAUUGGCUGCAGCUACUGCAUGGUUCAUCGUAUCCAUUGGACGAAUCAUCGUCGCUCUCGUCUUCCGAAUUGGAGUCAUCGCUAUCAGUAAGCCAUGCUUCUUCUUYCUGAGUAGAYGAUGACGAUGCGACAGCCAUCAUAUGGUGCGACAGGGCUAUGUUGAAAAGUAGGUUUGARCUAAUAGUGAGUUCAAUUUCUCGCUCCAAUUUCUGAAUCUCAGGCUUGCCCUCGGUGUUCUUGGUAGCACGAAUCAAAACCUGGUACUGACGGAUUCGGUCCCACUGCGGCUCUGUCAAUCGAGUUGGUUUGCGAUAGAUAAACGGUGUUCUUGAUUCACUAUCGUCCCGAGUAUUUUUGUUGUUGUUCUCGGAGUGUGAAUUGUGGUCGAGAACAAAGUUGCUCCCUUGCUCGCCCCGGCGUCGUUUUCUUGGUAGGCUGUAAUUUGAUUGGCUGCAGGAAUGUGUUCUAGUCGMUUUCCGYUUUGCGGAAUCUGCGAUAGAAGUAGUGGAUGAUUCUGUGGAUGGCAGCAACUUUCGUUGGGUUUCCUUCAAAAUUAACGAAAUGCUUUCUUCUAUUUUGUAUCUAUAUGCAUAGCUAUGCUUCUGAUCGCCCUGUAUCGAAUGCCGACAGUUCUUCAGUUUCUUGACACACGCUAAGCAGCGAUUGAGGACUUCCAGCGCGGUGCGAUAGUGACCCAUUUCUAUCGAUGAACACGCAAGGUCGUUGGUCACCGCGAUAUCCUCCAUCCUGCCGUGUAUGUUUGCUAAUAUAAAAUUCUUUCCUAA